Striga hermonthica is the source of this 798-nucleotide messenger RNA. The record is from the annotation of a GenBank genome assembly. Lineage: Eukaryota; Viridiplantae; Streptophyta; Magnoliopsida; Lamiales; Orobanchaceae.
AUGGAUGUGAAAGAAGCUGGAGCUUCACUUGAUGGCCUGAUUUCCUCAUUCAAUACCCGAGUAGCUGAGCUUCAGCAGCUCGUCAUCGCUCGGAACAUGUAUCCCGCAAGCAGCAUUAGCGAUUUGUCCGCCAUAGAUGCCGCGUUGAAGGGCAUGGAGCUUCAGGUGCAGAAUAUCAAGAAUCGGUUGCGUGAUGAAGCUCGAGCUGUCCCUAAAGCAAAGAAGUUAAUUGAGGCGGCCAUGGUACAACGGAAGAAAUUGGAGAGUGUUUCUGCUUUUGUUCCAUCAAGCGUGCCGGAUAGAUGUACUAAUUUGAAUAGGGACACUGAUAAAUGUGUGCAAAGAGAAGAGUAUAAGCAAGAUCCUGGAUUUCAGUCUUUGAAGCAUGAGGAGCCUGCACCUAAAGAAAAGAAAGGUCGAGGGCCCCCACCAAUGUGGUACAUCACUGGAGAUGAGCUGAAUUCCGUGCCACCGUACAUGAAACAGAGACUGACUUUGGAUAAGGUGAAUAGUGCAAUUGGAGACAUGGCAGCAUAUGCCGAAGCAAAUGCGCAACUUAUUGCCGCACCACGGAAAAAACUGGCAGAUAAUAACUUGGACAAGGCUCUGGAAUUAAGAGAAAUUGCAAUGACAGAUGCAGUGAAAGGAAAGUACUUUUUCUUAGAGGCAGACAUUAAGGGGCCUUCCUUGAAACUUGAUAACACGGGAAGAGCACUAUUGACGGUUCUUCGGCAUUUGGGUCGGAUAACCGAGACUCGAGUCGGGCAUAACCGUGUCAUCAUCCUACUGAGGCCUUGA